Molecule: messenger RNA, 890 nt
Organism: Chaetomium strumarium
Lineage: Eukaryota; Fungi; Ascomycota; Sordariomycetes; Sordariales; Chaetomiaceae
Exons: 2
Coding region: 135-665 (176 amino acids)
Source: RefSeq, a predicted model, not a curated record
UCGGGCACUACAUCAUAGUCUCGACAUCAUCGACGUCGACCAAAGCCGUCGUACAAGGUAUCCACUUGGACCCUCACCACCCUUUCACGGCACACUACGCAAUCGAUCGCGACAACGCGUCGAACAUAAAAGCUAUGUUCGGCUCAUACAGCUCAUUAAGCUCGUCGAGUAGCUCCUACAACUCGGUCACAUCACACAGCGUCUUGGCCAGCAUGUCCUCACCCCUCGAUAUCGCGCCGCGCUCCUCUUCACGGCGAGGACCUGAUCCGGAGUGCGCCUAUCCCUCAUGGCCGCGGCGCUCGUCGCUUGGUGAACACGAUGCCACGGAGGAGCGGGCAACGUCAUACAUCCCGGACGAGGAUCUCUUUCUGGACGUCUUCGAGGACGACUCUAGCAGCGUGUCUAGCCAUGGCAGUGCGACCCCGAUACAAUCACCUCAACCGCCGGUCCUCACCGAGGCUCAACUCGCCCAGCUGCAACGGGAGCAGUUGGCCUAUGAGCGCGAAGUACGGAGGAUCUUGCUGGCAGAGAAGGAGAUGCGGAGGAGACAGGCCGAACAGGACCACCGUCGGCGAGUGGCAAACAAGCGGCGCUCGGCCUCGUCAUCAUCGAAGAAGGGAAAGAGCAAGCUCACAGCCAUGACUCCCAUCGCCGAGGCUGAAUGAAGCCACUUGUCUGCAAGUUGCAGAUUCGAUCUGAAUCGACAUCAACUGUGAGCCCUGACUCAUAGCCGCACAUAUCAACCUUGAUUUUGGAAGAUGCCUGGCUUUCGCACAUGCAUCUUUUUCGAAAUUUGACCGAGGGCGGGAUUCGGGAAGCGACGAAAAUUACCCGAAAACAUUCAUGCGGCCCCUCGGCUUGAACGGUGGUGAUGAGAGCGAAGAUAUCCG